This is a messenger RNA of Fusarium proliferatum ET1, 1332 nucleotides long. RefSeq lists its product as uncharacterized. Gene Ontology annotation, molecular function: protein binding. NCBI's taxonomy places the organism in Eukaryota, Fungi, Ascomycota, Sordariomycetes, Hypocreales, Nectriaceae. The transcript is spliced from 4 exons. The coding region runs from base 1 to 1332 and encodes 443 amino acids. The record is from RefSeq and is a predicted model, not a curated record.
AUGGUCAUGCUCAUGGCUGGGCAGCAAAAUAGUAAGAUUGAUCUCAACAAAGGCGAUGCAGUAUUUAAUCAGUCGCCCCUUGCAUGGGCAUGCGAAGGGAACAGGACCGAGGUCGUCAAGAUGUUGCUCGUGACUAGCAAGUCAGCCCAACUUCAAGAGAAGCUUGACCUCAACAAACGGGCAACAGGAUACAGAAACACAACACCACUUCACCACGCACUAAUUGAAAAGAACCAUGACAUUCUGAAACUUUUGCUUGAUGAUCCUAGGAUCAUGCGUGGGUUGGGUGCGACCGACUGCGAUGGCCUCAAUCUCUUAGAGUUCGCUUUCGAGAGAUCGGAUCAGAGAUGCCUCACCACGUUGUUGUUACAUCAUCACACGAAAUCGGCAGUGUUCUUCAUGGACGGCUGGGAAAUUAUCAUCCAGAAACAUGCAUCUUUGGUCAACAACCUCGAACUCUGGCACGAAUGGGAGCGUAGCAUUCUUGACCCUAAACGCAAGGUGCUGUUUCCUAUUCACAAGCUGGCCGAAGCUGGUCGACAAGAGGCUAUUGAGUCUCUUCUCCAUAGUGGCAUGAACGUUCAUGAACUGGACGGAGACAACUGGACACCCGCCGAUGUCGCUGCCGGGUACCAUCAUAAGGAACUCGAGGAGCUUCUUCGCAAAGACGACCCCAACAGAAAACUGGCUAUGCACAAGUACUGUCAACCUUCAACCUUCAUUAAUGUUUAUCAGGGACCAGAAAUUACGACAUCAUCUACAAAGGAACCAUCGCUGUCUUUCGUCUUAGGCGUGAAUGUUCCCCCUACUGCAGAAGUUAUGGGUAGCUAUCUUCGCACUCAAGAGGCGAUUCCUCCCGACUCGAAAUGUUUUUACUAUGAAAUAGAAGUCCUUCAUGUCAGCAAUGAGACAUGUUGUGUUUUUGGCUUCUGUCAGGCUUUUGUUCCUCAAAGAUCGCUGCCUGGCUGGCAUGAAGGAUCAUGGGCCUAUCACGGAGAUGACGGGGGAUUAUACAUAGAAGGGGCAUGGCACAUAAGUCGUGAAAGUGAUCAGACUUUCGAUGUAGGCGAUAUUAUAGGCUGUGGUAUGAACUUCGAAACUGGUAAGGGGUAUCGCACCAAGAAUGGAGUCCUCCUUGACUCUUGCAAUGCGUUUGAUGGUCACAACUUCUCGAGGGGCAAAUUCUAUCCAUGCAUAGGAUUUGGCGCCACUACGCAGGGAACUCAGAUGCAAAUUCGAGUUACGUUACGAGCUACUGAGGAGUAUCCUUUUUGUUUCAAAGGGCCAAACGAUGGACAGACUUCUGAGCCAAGAAUCCAGCCAUCAGAGUAG